AUGGCCAUGAGGAAGAGGAAACGAGCAUGCUACAUAGAACAUGCCUCUUUUCCUGAUGAGAUGCCUAGAGAGGAAGAGAAGAAAAAUCUUCAUGCACCAGUGGCUGCUGCUUCUGCUUCAGAUGCCUGCUGGCUUCAUUGUGGUGAUGGAUUUCAGACUGCAUCUUCAUUGGAGGCUAAAGGAUCUUUAGGAAAGCCAGUUAGAGCUAAAAAGACCUUUGCAUCAUUGCUUAACUCAGCUGAAGGAAUCUCUACAACUGAGAACCUUUGUGAAUUUACUGAGAUAGUAUGGAGUUCCAGUGGGAGUGAAUUCUCAGAUGAUGAAAAUAACAUUGCAGCUUCAGAUUAUCCUUGUAUGAAAAUGAAGAAAUAUAGGAAGUAUGGCUUGAUCUCCAAGGAAGCAUGUAAUAAAGAAGAACCUCAAUUCAUUGAGUGGGAGAAUGAUAGUGAUUAUGAAGAUGAUGAACAGUGUAGUGGAUCAGAAGGUAAUGAUGUUCCUUUGGAUAUAUUGGACACUGAUUCUUGCACAAACAGCACUUUCAAACCUGAUAGAGAGAAAGAAGAUGAGCCCUCAAAGAUAACUAUGCUUAAAUGCAAUUUAAAUAUGUUUUCUUACUCAGUACCUAAACUGUAA
Molecule: messenger RNA, 633 nt
Organism: Candoia aspera
Lineage: Eukaryota; Metazoa; Chordata; Lepidosauria; Squamata; Candoiidae
Product: DNA repair-scaffolding protein-like
Exons: 6
Coding region: 1-633 (210 amino acids)
Biological process (GO): double-strand break repair via homologous recombination; regulation of establishment of protein localization to chromosome
Cellular component (GO): nucleoplasm; nuclear chromosome
Source: RefSeq, a predicted model, not a curated record